GGAUCAUGCACACGGCCACCAACUACUACCUGUUCAGCAUGGCCAUCAGCGACCUGCUACUCCUGGCCUUCGGCAUGCCCGACGAAAUCCAGCUGCUGUGGAUGGGGCAGCCCUACAUCUUCGGUGAGGAGUUCUGCUUCAUCCGGGGCUUCACCGCCGAGAUCUCCACCAACGCCUCCAUCCUCACCAUCGCCGCCUUCACGGUCGAGCGCUACAUCGGCAUCUGCCAUCCCCUGCGCUCGCAUACCAUGUCCCAGCUGGGCCGCGUCAUCCGCUUCAUUGCCAUCAUCUGGGUGGUGGCGACGGCGUGUGCCGUGCCCAUCGCCAUCCAGUACGGCAUCGUGUACAAGGAGGACGGGAUGGGCAAGAAGGACCUGAGCACAGCCUCGUGCGUGAUCAAGAACCGGCUUCGGAUGGUGUUCGAGAUCUCGAGCGUCCUCUUCUUCGUGGCGCCGAUGCUGCUCAUUAUCGUGCUGUACGUGUUCAUCGCCAUCCAGCUGAAGCGGUCGGCCCGCCUGGCCCGCAACGUGCCCUCCCUCAGCUCUCACAGCUGCUCCACCAACGACGGCUCCAGGAACAAGAGUGUCAUCAAGAUGCUGGUUGCGGUCGUCAUCGCCUUCUUCCUGUGCUUCGCCCCUCACCAAGCCCAGCGUCUUAUGGCCGUCCACGCCGACCCACGUAACACCCUCGCAGUCAAGAUGUUCAACGUUCUCCAUAACAUCUCUGGAAUAUCCUAUUACAUCUCCACUUGCGUCAACCCCAUUCUGUACCAUAUCUUCAGCAACCGGUUCCGCCAAGCUUUCCGGGUGAGUUGAGUCGGUAUCGGGUGCUUUGCGGGUGACAAAGUAUAGGGCUGGAAAAUGUUGCAAAGUUACUUCCGAGUCAGGGUGUGUGUUGGUUAAGACUG
Molecule: messenger RNA, 907 nt
Organism: Penaeus monodon (black tiger shrimp)
Lineage: Eukaryota; Metazoa; Arthropoda; Malacostraca; Decapoda; Penaeidae
Product: pyrokinin-1 receptor-like
Exons: 2
Coding region: 6-815 (269 amino acids)
Biological process (GO): neuropeptide signaling pathway
Cellular component (GO): plasma membrane
Molecular function (GO): neuropeptide receptor activity
Source: RefSeq, a predicted model, not a curated record